Messenger RNA from Penicillium waksmanii, 1095 nucleotides. RefSeq lists its product as uncharacterized. The transcript has 2 exons. The record is from RefSeq and is a predicted model, not a curated record. The coding region runs from base 1 to 1095 and encodes 364 amino acids. Lineage: Eukaryota; Fungi; Ascomycota; Eurotiomycetes; Eurotiales; Aspergillaceae.
AUGGCGACCUCAUGGCCAGAACACACAUUGAUUGACUCCAAUUUCAAAGAUGCCUCCCAAUUGGCCCAAGUAUUCGAAUUACACUGCGCCAAAAUCUACGCCCAUGCCGCGAGUCACCCCGAUCACCCUGCCUCGGCCGACUACGUGAGACAGCUGGUCUCGCAAGCUUAUCGCGCUGUUCACAGCUUGAAUAUGCAAAAUAUGGCAUCUUCUUGUUUGGAUCCGGAAGUUGCCACUGCGACGCUGGACAAUAAGGCCAAGGAAUACUCUCAAGGCCCAGAACUACGAUCACCCGUCUACGACGCGAACCCUUGUAAACCCGAACCAGGAACUGAGAUCCAUACCGAGACAGACGAGAACGAAGUCCGCGGCGGACUGGAGGAGUUUUUAACGGCCGAUUUCGAAGACGAAGACGAAGAGGAAGACUCGGAUUGGUCCGACGAGUCCGACUCCGACGAAGAUGAUGAAUAUUACGAAUACUGCUCCGGUUCCGAAGCAGAACUCGACAUGGACGAACUCGAAGCAGUCGCAAGAACCUCAACGUUCCAAAGCGCGCAAAACGCCCUACAAGCCGAGAUCGAAGAGAAGAAGAACGCCAUCAUUGAGGAAAGGGUCCUCGAAGCGAACGACAUAAUCGCAAACCAGCAAGAGGAACCCCCGACCCCAACUACAACUACUACCACAACCAUGCCAGUGCCAAUGGCAAUGACCAUUCCCGAAAACGAAAACGAAUCACCCUCCCCACCCCCCGUCUCAAUAAUCCAAGACCAAGCCAUGCACGACCGCAUCUCUGCAGCCCUCAGAACCAUACCUCUCCCCUGCCACGAAUCAGAAUUAGAAGAAAUCCCACUCGCGCGCAUGGAAACACACACGGUCCCACUUGCGCGCGUACAAACGCAUCGCCCCGAAACAAACAGCACGGUUUCUCCAACAGAUGAUACAAGUGAAGCAACGGCCGUUCAAACGGAGGAGUCUAGUCCUGAAACGCGAUGCACGACGUCGGUGACGGCGCCGCCGGCUGUGACAACGGCAGGCGGGGGAGCGGGAGUUGUCUAUGAGAUCGUCUUCUGCGGGUGGUUUGCCGAGGAGGUUUAA